Oryza brachyantha (malo sina) is the source of this 1274-nucleotide messenger RNA. RefSeq names its product GDSL esterase/lipase At5g45910-like. The record is from RefSeq and is a predicted model, not a curated record. The coding region runs from base 35 to 1186 and encodes 383 amino acids. NCBI's taxonomy places the organism in Eukaryota, Viridiplantae, Streptophyta, Magnoliopsida, Poales, Poaceae. Gene Ontology annotation, molecular function: lipase activity. The transcript has 5 exons. Gene Ontology annotation, biological process: lipid metabolic process.
UGAUCGGAGGCUUCCGUUCUUGCAGAGCUUCGUGAUGGCGCGGCGAGGCGCGCUUGCCGGCGUCGGCCUACUGGCUUGCUGCCUCUGUUGGUGCGUCGUCGUGCAGCCGGCGUUGGCCACCUGCGCCGGCGGCGGAGGGAGGAGGUACGACGCGAUGUUCGUCUUCGGGGACUCGCUGGCGGACACGGGGAACAUCUGCGUGAACAAGUCGGCGGCGGCGACGCUGCUGCUGACGUUCGCGCAGCCGCCGUACGGGAUGACCUACUUCGGCCACCCCACCUGCCGCUGCUCCGACGGCCGCCUCGUCGUCGACUUCCUCGCGGAGGAGCUGGGGCUGCCGCUGCUGCCGCCGUCGAAGCGGAGCGGCGGCGACUUCCGGCGCGGCGCCAACAUGGCCAUCGUCGGCGCCACCGCCCUCGACUUCGACUUCCUCAAGUCCAUCGGCCUCGGCUACCCAAUCUGGAACAACGGCGCCAUGAACGUCCAGCUCCAGUGGUUCCGCCGCCUUCUCCCCUCCAUCUGCGGCGCACCACAGAGUUGCAGAGCUCACUUGUCCAAGUCACUCUUCGUGUUUGGCUCGCUCGGCGGCAACGACUACAACGCCAUGCUCUUCUUCGGCUUCACCGUCGACCAGGCCAAAAACUACACGCCCAAGAUCGUCGACGCCAUCGCCACCGGCGUCGAGAAGCUCGUGGCUAUGGGCGCGGCGGAGAUCGUCGUCCCGGGGGUGAUGCCGGUGGGGUGCUUCCCGGUCUACCUGGCGAUUCUCCCGAGCAGCAACAAGGCAGACUACGACGAGUUAGGCUGCCUGCGGCCGCUCAACGCGCUGUCCGUCUACCACAACGCGCUGCUGCAGAGCAGGAUCGCCGGACUCCAGGCCAGGUACAUCAGGUCGUCGCCGCCGGCGAGGAUCAUGUACGCCGACUACUACACCCUCGUCGCCCAGAUGCUGCACACGCCGGCGCGCUUCGGGUUCAGGAGCGGCAUCACGGCGUGCUGCGGCGCCGGCGGCGGGGAGUACAACUACGAGUUCGACGCACGGUGCGGCAUGAAGGGCGCGGCGGCGUGCCCUGUCCCGUCGAGCCACGUGUGCUGGGACGGCGCCCACACGACGGAGGCGGCGAACCGGCUCAUCGCCGGCGGCUGGCUCAGGGGGCCCUACUGCCACCCUCCCAUUCUGCACUAGAUCAUCAACUGCGAACUCCACGCGCACCAUGGAUGCAUCAAACCAAGAAAACGCCAUGCUAUAUAUCUACGCUUAAUAAUCAAUUAAU